ACAGAGGUGCCUGGGGGUGGGGGGAGCAGGAGGCGAGGCCUCACAGGGGAAGCCAGCAGCUGUGGCUGCCCUGAGUAUAAAUAGCCCAGAGGAGCUGGUCCUCAGGCUUACAGCAGUAGGACUCUCCAGCCACAGUCUGUCUUCACAGGUCCCAGCUACACAGAACAUCUGGGCAAGGGCUGGCUGUGGGUGGGUAGCCACCCUGGUACCUCUGACAAGAUCACCUCACCACCACUUGUUCUGAGAUGCUCUGCCAACCAGCCACGCUGCUAGGUGCCCUCCUCCUGCUGGCCACCAUAGCUGCAGCCCAGCAGCGAGGGCCAGCAGCCAGUGGGCGCCGCCAGAUUCACCGGGUCCAGCACGGCCAGUGCAGCUACACCUUUGUGCUGCCUGAGUCUGAUAUCUGCCAGCUGGCGCCUGAGGCACCUGAUGCUUUUGGGGGCUCCAACAGCCUCCAGAGGGACUUGCCUGCCUCCAGGCUGCCCCUGGCAGACCUUCGAGCCCAGCGGGCCCAGCGUGUGAGGCAGCUGGAGAAGAUACUAGAGAAUAACACUCAGUGGCUAUUGAAGCUGGAGCAGUCCAUCCGGAGGAACUUGAGGUCAAACUUGGCGCAGGCCCAGCAGCACACAGUUCAGAACCAGACAAGCGCAGCUCAGACCCACAAGCUGACUGCUGUGGAGGCACAGGUCCUAAACCAGACAUCACGCAUGAAGCUCCAGAUGCUGGAGAACUCACUGUCCACCAACAAGCUGGAGAGACAGAUGCUGAUGCAGAGUCAUGAGCUGCAGCGGCUGCAGAGUCGCAACAGGGCACUGGAGAGCCGGCUGCAGGCUUUGGAAGCACAGCACCAGGCCCAGAUGGACAGCCUCCAAGACAAGAGGGAACAACUGCAGAGCCUCCUAGGCCGCCAGACCGGGGCCCUGGCUAACCUGAAUCACCAUCUGCAGGCCCUCGGCAGCAAUUCCAGCUCCCUGAAGCAGCAGCAGCAACAGCUGAUGGAGUUAAUACAGCGCCUGGUUCGGAUUGUAGCCCAGGACCGGCGCCCUGUGUCCCUAAAGAUUCCCAAACAGUUGUUCCAGGACUGCGCAGAGAUCAAGGGCUCCGGAGCCAACGCCAGUGGUGUCUACACCAUUCGUGUGGCCAACAUGACAAGGCCUCUCAAGGUGUUCUGUGACAUGGAUACGGAUGGAGGUGGCUGGACUCUCAUCCAGCGCAGGCAGGAUGGAAGCACAAGUUUCCAGAGGACCUGGGAGGAAUACAAAGAGGGUUUUGGUAACGUGGCUGGAGAGCACUGGCUGGGCAACGAGGCUGUGCACCACCUCACCAGCAGGACAGCCCACUUGCUGCGUGUGGAGCUGCAUGACUGGGAAGGGCGCCAGACCUCCAUCCAGUAUGAGCACUUCCAGCUGGGCAAUGAGAAGCAGCGGUACAGCCUCUUGGUGAAUACAAGCAGCAGCUCAACGGGGCUCAAGAACAGCCUGGCUCCGAGGGGAACCAAGUUCAGCACCGGUGACAUGGACAAUGAUAACUGCAUGUGCAAGUGUGCUCAGAUGAUGUCUGGAGGGUGGUGGUUUGACGCCUGUGGCCUCUCCAACCUCAAUGGCAUCUACUAUCCAGUUCAACAACACUUGCACAAGAUCAAUGGCAUCCGCUGGCACUACUUCCGGGGCCCCAGCUACUCACUGCACGGCACACGCAUGAUGUUGCGGCCAAUGGGUGCCUGACACACAGCCCCGCAGAGACUGAUGCCAUAGGAGGAUUCUCAACCCGGAUGGCUUUGUGCGAGCUGAGCCCCACCCAGAAAUCAGUGC
Molecule: messenger RNA, 1811 nt
Organism: Phodopus roborovskii (desert hamster)
Lineage: Eukaryota; Metazoa; Chordata; Mammalia; Rodentia; Cricetidae
Gene: Angpt4
Product: angiopoietin 4
Exons: 9
Coding region: 246-1724 (492 amino acids)
Biological process (GO): signal transduction
Molecular function (GO): receptor tyrosine kinase binding
Source: RefSeq, a predicted model, not a curated record